UUGAAACAACUGAAGAAUCUAUUGAGGAACAAAUAGAUGUAUUUCGUCAUGAAUACAAAAUCAUCAUCGAAAGGAUAACGGAGAAAUUAAAUAAUUAUAAUUCACCACAAACAAUGUAUUCCAAUAUAAAACUGCAGGAAAUUAAAAUUCCGAUGUUUUACGGUGAAAUGAAACAAUGGUCGUCAUUCCACGAUCUUUUUAAAAGUUUGGUGCAUGAUUCGAAGCACUUUACAGAAGUGGAAAAGAUGUUCCGAUUGAAGACAUCAUUAGGUGGAGAAGCUGGUAGAUUAAUUCAACAUCUACCAGUAACAGCAACAAAUUAUGAAGCUGCUUGGCAAAUUCUCAAGGAAAG
Bactrocera dorsalis (oriental fruit fly) is the source of this 352-nucleotide messenger RNA. RefSeq lists its product as uncharacterized. The record is from RefSeq and is a predicted model, not a curated record. The transcript has a single exon. NCBI's taxonomy places the organism in Eukaryota, Metazoa, Arthropoda, Insecta, Diptera, Tephritidae. The annotation marks the transcript as partial.